Gordionus sp. m RMFG-2023 is the source of this 2495-nucleotide messenger RNA. Its product is annotated as PDZ and LIM domain protein Zasp-like. Lineage: Eukaryota; Metazoa; Nematomorpha; Gordioida; Chordodea; Parachordodidae. The coding region runs from base 46 to 2220 and encodes 724 amino acids. Gene Ontology annotation, cellular component: filamentous actin; stress fiber; Z disc. Gene Ontology annotation, molecular function: actin binding; muscle alpha-actinin binding. The transcript is spliced from 16 exons. The record is from RefSeq and is a predicted model, not a curated record. Gene Ontology annotation, biological process: heart development; actin cytoskeleton organization; muscle structure development.
CUUGGUGGAAAUUCUUGAACUUAAACAAUAAAUUUGUCGAAUCCCAUGGCAGGAGAAUUAUUAACUAUACGGAUGAUCAGAAGUGGAGAUUCUAUUCCCUGGGGAUUUAGACUUCAAGGCGGAGAUGAUUUUUCUAUUCCGCUUUCUAUACAAAAGGUUAUAAAAGGUUCAAUAGCAGAGAAAUCUGGUCUGUUUCCAGGUGAUCAAAUUUGCAAAAUCAUAGGGAAAAAUGCGGAUUUAUUAUCUCAUAAACAAGCUCAAGAUGCCAUUAUCGCCUCAAGAAAUGACCUAGAAAUAACUAUACAAAGGGGAGGAGUAAGGAUAUGGAAACCCCAAACUAUUGUAUAUGACCAAAACAAUCAACCGCACGUUAAACAUUCGCUUCAACAUCCAGAUUUAAAAGAACAAUUUACUAGUUCUUGUUCCUCAUACAAUCCUAGCAAAAAUAUUUCUGACACACAUCAAAACGUAGCGUCCUCUCAACCGAUAACAUUUGGUAGCUCAAGCAAAUUAUUCAAUAAUAGCGCUAAGCCAUUCGGCUCUAUUCUAUUAGAUUCCGAGGAUAGGAGCGUGCAAAAUAUAGCGAAAAGCAUCAAUACGUUUAAUAAUAAAAGCAAUAAUGCAAUGAAUGAUCAAGGUAACUUCGGAAUGAGCAAGAUAGGAGGAGGUCUAAAAGCCGUCGUUCAUUCACAAUACAAUAGUCCAAUAAAUAUGUAUAGCCCGGAGAACGUUGUUGACGCUUAUGAGGGACAGACUAAAGGAAUUAUCAUGCCCGGAAUGCAAAAUCUAAAUAUUAAUAAAGCUGACAAAUCUUCGCAAUUACAAGAUUCUGCCGUUUACAAAUUACUUCACGAUCAAAAAUCUAUACCCAAACACAAUACCAUACAAUCUGGAAGUUUUAAAAGAUUAGAGGAUUACGUUACCUCGGAUAAUUCAAAUAGCGAUAGUAAGACUCAGCAAUAUCAGUAUGAGUCUCCUCAGCAAGUUUCUUGCGGCUCCACUCCAUCACCUUCUAAAUUUAUGGAAUGCGUAGAGUGCUCAAGACCUAUCAUAGGGGUUUUCGUCAAAGCCAAUGACAAUCGUUAUUUCCAUUCGGACUGUUUCAAAUGCAGCACGUGUGGAAAUUCCUUGAAAAACAAGGGAUAUUUUUCUAUUCACAACAAAUUAUAUUGCGAUGUCCACGCUAGAGCCCACGUUGGGCAUGGUGUUAACAUGAAUGGGAAUUUGAAUGAAAUCAAUAGUUUUAGUCCCAAUAUAAGCAAUAAACAAAAUUCUAAUUCUUAUCCUACUGAAAACCAAUAUUCCCAACAAACAGCGAACACUAGAGAAUCUUCGAAACCAUAUUCUAUCAUAAAUUCAGUACCUCGCUAUCCGUUACAAAAUCAUGAGUAUUUUAAUCAACCGUCACAACAAAACAAUAUGAAUCCCAAUUAUAGAGCGCCUUGGAGAAAUCAAUCAGGGGAUAACGCACCCUCCAUGCCUCUUAACGAUAGAAGUACGGCAGACUUUUCUAUGCAAGUUCGUUCUAGCCCCAUACCUAACACUAACACCGUUAAUAGUCAGGGUAUAAUCGGAGCCGCAAAUGCUGGAUUAGGGGGCGGAGCUGCUGAAAGCAAUAAAACUAUGAUGAGACGAGGACAUGGCAUCUUUAAUGAAACCCAUAUACCUGGUAUUAAAGUACCUGUGUGUGAAUUAUGCCAUCAAUAUAUAAGAGGCCCAUACAUAAGUGCAUUAAAUAAAGCCUGGUGCCCCACCCACUUCCUAUGUUCAAAUGGUUCUUGCAAGACAUCACUUCAAACCAUCGGAUUCGUGGAAGAAAAAGGCAAAAUAUAUUGUGAAACAUGUUAUGAAAGAUACUUUGCCCCGCGGUGUUCUAAAUGUGGCAAAGCGAUUCUGGGGGAUUGCUUGAACGCUUUAGAUAAACCCUGGCAUCCAGAAUGUUUUUGCUGUACUCAAUGUCACAAACCUUUUGGCAAUUCAACAUUUUACAUGGAAAAUGGACAACCUUACUGCGAAAGAGAUUGGAAUAAUUUGUUUACCAUAAAAUGUCACGGUUGUGGCACGCCUAUAGAAGCUAAUCAAAGAUGGGUCGAAGCUUUAAACAAAUCCUACCAUUCGAAUUGCUUUAAAUGCACUGUUUGUCACAAACCAUUGGAAGGUCAAAGUUUUUUUGCUAAAGAUGGAUUACCUUUUUGUAAAAUUCACGCGCAUAGUAAAUGAUGAUUUUGAAUGUUGGGGUAAAUCGAAGAUUUUGUUUUAUAAAUUAUAACAACAGUUGAUAUAUCUCAAAAUAUUAUUUAUCGACAACCAUAAAAUAUUUAUAUCAUUAUAAUAUUGAUGGCAUUAAUAUAUUCAUUCAUACGAUUUAUAUACCAUAUUUUUAAAUAUUAAUUUCAAGUUUUAGCUUAAAUUGAAAUAUGUGUAUUACCAUGUUGUAGGUCUUUGUACAGUGUUUUCAUUUUAAGUUAAUUUUUUCUUUUAUUUAUAACGCAAUU